Messenger RNA from Sciurus carolinensis (gray squirrel), 1839 nucleotides. RefSeq names its product cation channel sperm associated 3 (gene Catsper3). The transcript has 8 exons. Gene Ontology annotation, cellular component: membrane. The record is from RefSeq and is a predicted model, not a curated record. NCBI's taxonomy places the organism in Eukaryota, Metazoa, Chordata, Mammalia, Rodentia, Sciuridae. Gene Ontology annotation, molecular function: monoatomic ion channel activity. Bases 678 to 1832 code for a protein of 384 amino acids. Gene Ontology annotation, biological process: transmembrane transport; monoatomic ion transport.
AGUGUGGUGGAGGGAAGCAGCUUACAUGGUGAUCAGGAAGCAGAGAGGGAUCUCCACUCACCAGAUACAGAUAUAUACCCAAAGCCACGCCCCAAUUCCCACUUCCUCCAGCUACACCCUUCCACUUUAGUUCCCACUCGGUUAAUUCCAAUCAGGGGAUUAAAUCACUGAUUGGGUUAAGACUAUGACCCAAAUAUUUUCCCUCCAAACCUUCCUUGCAUUGCCUCACAUGUGAGUUUUUUGGGGACAAACCAUCGAAACUAUAACACUAGAGAGCUUUGCUUUUUUUCUUACAUGACCUUCAACUUUUUCUAACACAUCAUUAAGAGUCUAACAAGAUGUAACACUUCUUAAAGUGGGGGCCUCUGACCUAUCUCUAGUGUUGUCCAGUGUUCGUCCAGAGCUUUAUCAUUGCUGGGUGCCUGUGACCCUCUUGCUCACCUGAAGCAAUUAAGUUUCCUUGAGAAAAAGGACCUGGGACGAGCUUGCUGGGGAGUUCCCCACUCAGCAGUCUCUAGGCCAGAAAUGUGCUGGAAUGCCCACAAGUGACCUCAUAAAGCAAAGAUUCCCUCAUGGACCCUUCUCUGCUCUCUCUUGGAAUCCAGACACCAAAGGGAUCUCUAAGAGAUUUUUGGUUGGAUAUAAAAGCAAGGAAUAAAAAAUUGAAAAUUUAAAAAAUGUCUCAGGCCAUUUACGAAGACAUGACACUAAAGUCUACUUCCAGUUCGCUGUUUGGUGCUGCAUCAAAGGCGUUCUAUGGGAGAUUCAGGAAACUUAAGAGGAAAGACAAUCAAUGUCAGGCAUUUGUGAAGAAAGUCAUAACGAGUCGUCUCUUUCACAUAAUUAUGAUUAGCACCAUCUCAUUGAAUGCCUUUUUAACAGUCUUGUGGACCAGUUAUAGAAUAAGAUAUCGCUUGUUCAGAGUUUUCGAGUUCCUCAUGAAGGUCUAUGUGGACCCCGUCAACUACUGGAAGGAUGGCUAUAGCAUGCUGGAUGUGUUGAUUAUCAUCAUUAUCUUCAUCCCCUAUUUGCUCCGCAAGAUCAAGGGCGAACACUACCCUUACCUCAACAUCGCCGAGGGAAUACAGUCCCUGCGCAUCCUCAAGCUCAUCCCCUAUAGCCGAGGCAUCAGGACGCUCAUCAUUGCUGUGGGGCAGACAGUCUACACCGUGGCCUCCGUGCUCACACUCCUCUUCGUGCUGAUGUACAUCUUUGCUAUCUUGGGCUUCUGCCUGUUUGGAAUUGUAGAGAAGGGUGACAUGAAUAACUGGGGGAACCUGGCUGUGGCUUUCUUCACCCUCUUCAGCUUGGCCACGGUGGAUGGCUGGACAAACCUACAGGAACAGUUGGAUGUGAGGAAUUUUACUCUGAGCCGGGUGUUCACCAUUGCCUUCAUUUUGCUUGCCUCCUUCAUCUUUCUCAACAUGUUUGUGGGGGUGAUGAUCAUGCACACUGAGGACUCCAUCAAAAAGUUUGAGCGAGAACUGAUGCUGGAGAGGCAAGUCACUCUUAUGGAAGAGAAGCAGGUGAUUCUGAAACGGCAGCAGGAGGAGGUGGAGAGUCUGAUGAAGACACAGAACAAUGUUGGUAAGAAUUUCAGUGAGUUGGUGGAGGACUUCAAGAAGACUCUGCAGCACACUGAUCCCAUGGUCUUGGAUGACUUUGGCACUAGCCUACCCUUCAUUGAUGUCUACUUAUCCACUCUGGACAACCAGGACGCUACUGUCAACAAGCUUCAAGAGCUAUACUAUGAGAUCGUGAACGUGCUGUGCCUGAUACUCGAAGACUUGCCCAAGAAGUCCCAGUCCUUGGAAGGGUUGGAGGAGAAGUAGCUGGUGC